ACUGUACACAAGCAGACGACACAUUGGGUAUGGCUUCAAUACGAGGCGACACCAACAAGCCCUUGACUAGGGUGUAUGUUGAUUAUAGUUAGGUCCUCAUUCUACUCCGGACCUAGAUGAUGCUGCGCGUGCUGCGUGAUACGUAAACAGGACCAUUUAAGACACACAGAGGAGUUGUGACAAUGGAAGAACCAGACAUUUCAUUACUAAAGAUGGCCGAUUCUGAAGAAAUCGUGAUGACCGCAGCCAAGCGAGAUGGGAAGGCCAUUAUGAGACUUGAGCGGACCUUUAUUAGUGAGAUAGACAAAAGCAAAGUGCACCACGUCGCGGGGGGUUCAUACAAAGGCAUCCUUAUCAACAAGACGUCGGCAGGUCUAGUAGACACGGGACCAGCUGAGGGCAGACUCGAGUUCUUGGCCUAUCUUGUCAAUGAAGGCGAACACAACCAAUCUCUGCAGGAUCAUUGGACGCUGAGUUUCUGGUUCCGCGGCACGGAGGACGGACUGGUGAAGAAAAACACGUACACGGACUACUUCCGGGAGCUCAUGAACCCUGCUGACUUCCCCAAAGACUACAUAGGUUUCAUUAAGAAAGCCCUGGUGCUGCUAAGGGAGUACUCUGUGAUACAGAGAGUGGAGCUACAAGUUCAACAGACACAGGACCAUUCCCCCGAGGAUGCCAUCCCUCCCAUACGCAGUUUUACCACUGUGGUAACACCAGCAGCGAACUCCUUCCGUUUUGUACCGGAAGUAUGUAUCAACCAGAAAUCUUUCAUAACCUUCAAGGUGAAGGCAGCUUGUGACGUGCGCGUCGUAUUGUCCUCAAUUUAUGGUGACGUAAACAACAAAGCUCAUGAAAUCGUGAUCGGUGCUGAAGGCAACACCAAAUCUUACAUUCGGGAGAGUGCGAAUGGCCCCGUCCGGGCGGAAAGUUUGACAAUGAAUAUUGUCAGUGAAGAAAACUUCCGCUACUUUUGGAUCAAUUGGGCACAUCAGCAUUUGGAGGUAGGACGAGGCGCUCAAUAUGGACAUGGAAGAUUCCUUCGUUGGCACGUGCUCCCUAAACGACAGUUCAAGGUCAAUUGCUUAGCUGUCGCCACCAGCAAGUCCUCUAAGGGCCAUUGGGAGUUCGCUGAACUUCUAGCUGAUUACAAAGAAGAAGACCCGGAAGUCGAAGCAGGAAGAAUUGCCAAAAGGGCUCGGAUCAGGGAGCAGUACAUGUGGCUGGCGAGGAAAUACCGGAUGUUGCAUUUACUGGAGGACGCUUUUCCGAAUGUCGUCAAAAUAGAAGAUCUCGUCCGCAAGUGUAAAAUACAUGUAUCUGAUCCUCUGGUCAUCGCACUGGUGCUGGCGGAACUCCAGGAACGUGGUUUGAUAAAGGAGGUGGUUGACGGACAUUGGAUGCGGAAACAUGGCGGAGGGCCCGCACACAAAGAGGACGAAGUGAAACUGGUGAAGGUGAUGCCGGUCCUCAGUUCGAGAGAACAGCCGAACAUUGCCAUAGUUACUACCCUGUUCUGUGAAAAACUUGCAGUGGAUGCCAUGAUUGAGAACAGGACCACAUUCGUCAAGUGUAAAACAGAAGGAGAGUCACAAGUGUACACUAUAGGGCGGAUCGGGAAACACCGGGUUGUAUCCACCAAGCUGCCAUGUACCCCCGGGGACGUCGAGGCAUCCAACAUAGCUGCGGGGAACUCCGUUACACGUCUCCUGGGGACCUUCAGCAAAGUAGAGCACGUGUUUCUGGUAGGCGUUGGAGGAGGAGUGUUGCACCAACAUGACCCUGAUGACCCCAUGACGACUGAUGACCUCGUGACCUUGGGUGACGUAGUCGUAUCCAUGCCGUCUAAUGGCACUAACGCCAUGUAUACAAAAUGUUACACAAGAGAAAAGGUUGGUAAAGAAGGUCUCCAAUAUUCACCGAGAACUUGGCACAGCCAUGAUGACACUUUAAGACGAAUCGUCAAGAAACUCAACGAAAAAAAUGUUCGCGGUGUGAAUCCCCUGGAACAUCUUAUAACAAGUGCACUUGAACAGCUCAAUGAAAUCGACUCUAAAUUCCAAAAACCAUCCAUUGGUGUUUCAGGAGUCGAAACUACUGAAGAGUUGUCGGAAAGGGGCACAACUGUGGUGUGUGGGGCAAUAGGAAGCGUAAGCUGUUUGGAUAAUGAUGAACGCUUGAGAAUGUUGUUUGCAAAAUCAAACGAAAUCAAAGCCUUUGACAAGGAUUUUGAAGCAGUGUUAGAAUCACUGGAGGGGAACAGGAAUGAGAGUUACUUGAUGAUCCGAGGAAUCGCCGAUUUUCAAUAUGGCGGCCGAAAGGAAUGGCAGCCGUACGCUUCACUGGUGGCAGCGGUUUACAUGAAAACCAUAAUACUUGCCUUGAAUGAAUAGGAUUCAUUGCGUUGAGAAACUGCUAUACUAAUGGUGCUUUAUAUAAAACAAUUUGGUGCUAAAUUCUAUUCGCCGAAUGGCAUAUGAUAAUGCGAUUUUAUGGAGAUCUUUUAUAUUAUUUUGUUAAUAAAUCAUGAAAAUAAUUACUCUGAAA
Molecule: messenger RNA, 2547 nt
Organism: Mizuhopecten yessoensis (Yesso scallop)
Lineage: Eukaryota; Metazoa; Mollusca; Bivalvia; Pectinida; Pectinidae
Exons: 12
Coding region: 183-2393 (736 amino acids)
Biological process (GO): nucleoside metabolic process
Molecular function (GO): catalytic activity
Source: RefSeq, a predicted model, not a curated record